Messenger RNA from Tachysurus fulvidraco (yellow catfish), 1583 nucleotides. Its product is annotated as suppressor of SWI4 1 homolog. The transcript has 11 exons. Lineage: Eukaryota; Metazoa; Chordata; Actinopteri; Siluriformes; Bagridae. Gene Ontology annotation, cellular component: preribosome, large subunit precursor. Gene Ontology annotation, biological process: rRNA processing; ribosomal large subunit assembly. Gene Ontology annotation, molecular function: rRNA binding. The record is from RefSeq and is a predicted model, not a curated record. The coding region runs from base 1 to 1404 and encodes 467 amino acids.
AUGCACAUUACACCACUGAGUGUGAACAGAACUAAAAACCAGACGAAGGCACGUGUAGCUGCGAAUCACGUGGCCGAGGAGACGUACGCGAGCGUGCCGCACUCCUUCAUCUUUCACCGUGGCCUGAUCGGGAAGAACGUGGAAGAGCUGAUGAUGGACAUGCGGCAUGUCAUGGAGCCAAAGAAAAAUGUCUUGAAAGAUUUUGUGACCGCAGCAGGACCUCUGGGAGUCACGCAUUUCCUCGUCUUCACCAAAACUGAGAACAGCGUUAACUUGAGACUGGCACGACUUCCUAAAGGCCCCACUGUCCAUUUCCAGGUUACAAAGCACGUAGACGGUGCACAUGAUGAAAGCUUUACACGUGAUCUCAGUCUGAAGGUGGUCCCUGUAGGCAUGAGCAAAGGCGUGAAGAAGCUCUUGCAGGAGAAGUUCCCUAACAUGAACAAACUGGAGGAUAUCAGUGAGCUGCUUCUCAAGGGUGUGAACCUUUCGGAGAGCGAAGCAGAGCAGGACGGCGAGCACAACAUCACCGAGCUGCCCCAGGUGUAUUCGUGCCGCGGGAACAUGAGGGCGCAGCAGAGCGCCGUCCGACUUACUGAGAUUGGCCCCAGAAUGACCCUGAAGCUGGUAAAGAUUGUGAAAGGCAUGGGAGAGGGCAACGUUCUGUAUCAUUCUGUUGUGACGAAGAGUGAGGCAGAGAUUCGGGAGAUCCUGAAGAGGAAGGAGGCGCGUCUGAAGGAGAAAGCAGAACGAAGGAGGAAGCAGGAGCAAAACGUCGCCCUGAAGAGGGAUAAACGAGACGAAAACAAAAAAAGGAGUCUGGAUGGAAUGAAGAGGAAAUGGCAGCAGGAAGGGGCUGCUUCAGAUGACAGUGAAGUGGAGGAUCCUGGGAUGCAGGACGACCAGCCGGAGGCUGAGGAGUCAGAAGAUGAGGCCGAGUAUUACAGACAGGCUGUCGGGGAGGAACCUGAUGAAGACAUGUUCCCCACUGCAAAGAGGAAACAUGCCCCAGGCAGGUCACAGAUGCCCUUUAAGAAGAGGAAACUGUCCAGAGCUCCUGGGGAAGAAAAAGCACAUCGACCCAAACCUACGGGCAAGGCUUCUUUUGGUGAUAAAAACUUUGCUGCUAGGAAAUUUGGCUGGAAGAACACUGGAAAAAACGCCUCUGGAAGCAGAGGAUUUAAAGCAGGAAAAAUGUCAGGGGCCAGCAACCGGUUUGGGAAGAGUAAAGGAGGAAAGGAUUUCGGAGGAAAGCAAGGGGAAAGGUUUGGGGAAAAGAAAAGUGGGCCAAAGGGUUUAAAGGGGAAAGGACAAAGAGCGAAAACCGGCUCUGCGUUUAAAGCAGGUCCAAGAGGAAGACAAGGAAAGAAAGACUUCAUGAAGAAGAAAAAGGAGAGAAGGUGAAGAUAAAACAUUAGGCAGGAUCUACACGAAUGCGACCUGGUGUUGAUGUUCAACUUCUAACCUGCUAAAGCAGCCUGAUAAAGACUGCAGUUUGUUAAAAAAAAUAUUUGUGCUUUGUAAAAAUGUUUAUAAAUGUUUAUCGCAUUUACAGCAAAUAAAUAAUGGAGUCUUUCAUAAAA